AUGACUGAAUCUUCUCCUGUUCUUGAGGGCGUUUUCGCCAUUCACAAGCCAAUUGCUGUAUCGUCUGCUCAAGCUCUGCGUGAUCUUCAAAAACACCUGAACCCCUCCAACACGUUCGCUCCCUGGAUGGAAGCCGAAAAGAACAAACGCGACCGCGAUGCGAAUGCAGGCGGCCAAUACCGUAAACGUUCCCGCAAACAGAGACAGGCAGUUCAAGUCAAGCUUGGCCACGGUGGAACUCUCGAUCCUUUGGCUACUGGUGUGCUGGUUGUAGGAGUUGGUAGCGGGACCAAGAAGCUGCAAGGUUUCCUCGACUGCACAAAGGUGUACGAAACCGUUGUUGUCUUCGGCGCAGCGAGCGACACCUACGAUACAGAGGGCCAGGUCGUCAAACGCGCACCCUAUCAACACAUCACCAAAAGCAUGGUCGAGGAGGCUCUCCAGAAGUUCCGCGGUGAUAUCAUGCAGAGACCGCCCAUCUUCUCGGCUUUGAGGGUUCAGGGCAAGCGUCUGUACGAGUAUGCAAGAGAGGGCAAGGAGGUGCCCGUCGAGAUCCAGGAACGACCAGUUACGGUGUCACAAAUGGAAAUGGUAGAAUGGCUGGAGCCCGGCACACACAAGUACAAUUGGCCCGAGAAGGAAGCAGAAGAUGAGGAAAAGAAGGUAGCGGACAAACUCUUGCCGCAGGUCGCUGAGGAUACCCAGGCUGUUGCUGGUGAAGAGACGAAAGUCGACACUGAAGAGUUGAAGAGGAAGAGAGAGGGUUCUGACGGUCCCGAGGCCAAGAAGAUCAAGAGCGAGGGCGCGGAGGCCGCAGAUCAAGCACCUCCCGUGGACACAGAUACUCCCGCAGAAGGGAGAAAGCCAUGUCUGGCACCAGCAGCUCGUUUGAGGAUGACUGUCUCAUCUGGCUUCUAUGUUCGCAGUCUGUGUCACGAUCUAGGCGCAGCUGUUGGCUCGCUUGGUCUCAUGGCUGCGUUGGAAAGAUCACGACAAGGCGAAUUCGAGCUAGGCAAGAACGUGCUUGAGUUUGAGGAUCUCGAAAAGGGCGAGGAUGUGUGGGCACCAAAACUCACAAACCUUUUGAUGCAAUGGGAAAAGGACCAUCCCGAGGACAAGGAUGGCCACUCACGCAUCACAGCAAAGAGACAAGGAACACCUCCACCUGCAGAGCAACAACGUCGCAGAAACUCGUCUUCACCACCAGCAUAG
Messenger RNA from Aureobasidium subglaciale EXF-2481, 1212 nucleotides. RefSeq lists its product as uncharacterized. Gene Ontology annotation, molecular function: pseudouridine synthase activity; RNA binding. Gene Ontology annotation, biological process: tRNA modification; mRNA pseudouridine synthesis. Lineage: Eukaryota; Fungi; Ascomycota; Dothideomycetes; Dothideales; Saccotheciaceae. The record is from RefSeq and is a predicted model, not a curated record. Bases 1 to 1212 code for a protein of 403 amino acids. The transcript is spliced from 2 exons. Gene Ontology annotation, cellular component: mitochondrion.